UAGUUCUAUGCUAUGCUUGAGUACUUGAACUUGUUGGUGUUGUGGAUGUUUGCUAGACCGGCGUCGAGUCGCGUCAUAGCAAAGGCACUUCGCUCCAUCGCAGGUGUGAGCUAGACCGAGUCGCGAAGCUUGGAGCAGCUUUUGGCCCAUUUUGACCCACCAAGAGCGGUUUAGGGGUAUGCCCUUUUCCUAGAAUCUCUCCCAGACACUUUGGUCCUUGGAUUUUGAAGCUCGCUCUUUGCUUCACUUGUCUUUUCACAUAUUCUUCCAAUCGUCACCAUGUCCCAUAAUGGGUCUGCCGAGUCGACUAGUCCAACAGAUGAAGCUCUAAAUCCGUUCCAUGCUAGAUUGAAUACGAUUCUUAACGAGGAACGCAAACGAAGCAGCACUUUUACUGCGAAUACGAAAGACGUCAUGUUUCUAUGGUGCUCGAGUCCUGGUCACAUCGAUCAUGAGAGCUGGGUCCAACCCUACUUACUAGUCCAUUGGAAACAUGGUGGGGGCUCCGACCCGCAAGCAGUAAAAGUUCGAUACGGUCCACUUGAUGAUAGACAAGAGCUCGAGAUCAGUCAGACACCAGACAAUUACUGGAAAACAGUGAGACAAUGGCUCAGGGAACGGUACGGCGAGGAACGGUCUCGGCAAGCUCAACUAGAAGAACACUGGAAACAAACUGGCAGUUCAUUCCCGUUCAUGAAUUUACCGGUAGAGUUGCAACGCUCAAUCCUGGGAUUUGCAAUAGGAACACGAAUAUGGCCACACAACAGAACGGAUUGCUGCAAAGAAAGAGAGAAGGAGACCCAAUGCAUUUCCUUGGCCGAUUUGAGCGCGGGUGGCUCCAAAUCCAGAGACAAAUUGCCGACGCUACUCGAUGCAGAUUCAUGGAGAGCACAUAUCACAGGCACAGCUAGAGUGGAUAGGGACUGUGAAUACCACCUCUGGCCCGAAGUAAUUGCUAUACAUGCACCGUCCAGGACGAUACAAGACUGGGAACCGAACCACGAGGAAACGCAUCCUGGCAUUGGAAUGACUCGACACGAUGAUUCUUGGGCAAUCACUUUGUUGUCCAUCAACAAGCAUAUCCGCAAAAUAGCCGAAGAUUUAAUCUGGGGUUCAUCUACCAAGCACUUCAACAGCAUGCACAUUUUAAUUAAUGCGAUGCCAUGGUUGCUAGCUAUGGAGUCAUACCAUGCACUCAACCAUGUGUCAUUGAGCUUACUGAAUAGGGAAUACCUAGGACUGGUCGGGUUUGAGGGUAAGCCCGGCGUAGGCUUUGCGCCUUUGCGGUAUGACUUGGGCAAGUUGGAGCAUCUGACAGACCUACCGUCCCUUAGCCGUCUGCACCUUCAGUUCCAAGUAACCCGAGGACUGAUGAAUGCCAAUGGCUAUGCAACUAUCGACCCCUGGAGCUUAGUUCGUCGCCGCGCUAGGCCGAUAACCUCUUGUCAGAAAGUGUUCGUGGACUGGUUCUUCACACUGGCGUAUGAUCGCCUUCGAAACGUCCCGAAAGUAACUUUCUCGGGUCAUGUGAAGAAUAGUGUACGCAGCAAGUGGGAAAAGAUCUUUGGUGAACCUCGCCAAAGUCCUAGACAUGAUAUGUCAUCUGAGAUUGCGAAGAUAAGGUCGACGCCCGUCAAAAAACUUCCACCUCGUUGCCAUUGUUCGAAGCCUUGUACUUGGUGGGACGGUCCCGAGAGAAGGCCAGGGCGCCGCUCAACAUAUCAAGAAUGGAGCGAUGAAGACUGAGCGAAAGAUACGUACUAUAGAAAGUGAACAAGAGCAAUAGUGUAAUGUUUGUAGAUGCAAGCGUCGCUGAAUGUCAUAAUUGAAAGUUGUAAUAUGCGCGUAAAGCUUGCGCGAACCCGACAUCGAGUAAGAAAUAGCAAACAAUGACAGUCCCCAUACCUGUGGAUUAUAUGCCGGCAGAUAU
Messenger RNA from Cucurbitaria berberidis CBS 394.84, 1930 nucleotides. RefSeq lists its product as uncharacterized. Bases 280 to 1746 code for a protein of 488 amino acids. The transcript has 3 exons. The record is from RefSeq and is a predicted model, not a curated record. Lineage: Eukaryota; Fungi; Ascomycota; Dothideomycetes; Pleosporales; Cucurbitariaceae.